Messenger RNA from Penicillium olsonii, 2460 nucleotides. The record is from the annotation of a GenBank genome assembly. Lineage: Eukaryota; Fungi; Ascomycota; Eurotiomycetes; Eurotiales; Aspergillaceae.
AUGUCAUCACUAGCACCAGCCACCGCGUCAAGUAUGUUGGCUGAUCGAGCCGGCGGGAAAUGGGAUUGGGCAGAUCAGUUGGAUCAGUCGCGCGAUCUAUACACGCAGUUUGUGAUCAGCUCGGCGCUGGGCCUGAGCGCUUUCUUGACGUUCUGUAUCUUGCGACCAAAAUGGACCGAGCUGUAUGCUGCGCGACGUCGCCAAAGAAAUGCCGCUUCCCGUCUCCCGGAGCUCCCUGAUACAUUUUUCGGCUGGAUUCCCGUCCUUCAUCGAAUCACCGAGGAGGAAGUGCUGCAGUCUGCGGGCUUGGAUGCUUAUGUGUUCUUGUCUUUCUUCAAGUUUGCGAUUCGAUUCCUCCUUGCCGUAUUCAUCUUCGCCGUUGCGAUCAUUCUUCCUCUGCACUACAAAUACACUGGUCAAUAUGGAGUUCCUGGGUGGGACAACCUUCCUGGCAACGAAACGAUGAUAGAAGAGAAGGAUAAACCAGUCACCGAUCCAGGGUACCUGUGGAUUUAUGUUCUGUUUGCCUAUGUUUUCAGCGGGCUCGCCAUUUAUAUGCUUCUCCAGGAAACCAACACCAUCAUCCGCACUCGCCAAACCUACCUUGGAAACCAGACCAGUACGACCGACCGCACAAUUCGCCUGUCAGGGAUCCCGCAUGAUCUUUGCACCGAGGAGCAGAUCAAGGAUUUCAUCGAAGGUCUACGCGUUGGCAAAGUCGAGAGUAUCACAGUGUGCCGCAAGUGGCGCGAGUUGGACGAAUUGAUCGACGAGAGAAUGAAGUUGAUUCGUGAACUCGAAAGAGCUUGGACGAAACAUCUAGGCUACAAGCGUCCGAAGAGAGACGGCGAUACUUUGCCAUUGACAAACCAAUACUCUCCCGAUGAGGACCAUGAGCGGUCUGGUUUAUUGUCCGGAAGCGAAAACGACCAUACCAAUGAUUACUCCAACGAGAGACCCAAAUAUCGCUUGUGGUACGGUCCCUUGAAGCUUCGGUAUCGCAUGAUCGACGCAAUCGAUUACUUCGAGGAGAAGCUGCGGAGGACCGAUGAGCAUAUACACGCUGCCCGCGAGAAAGAAUAUCCUUCUACCGAGAUUGCAUUCGUGACCAUGGAGUCGAUUGCUGCAUCUCAAAUGCUCGUCCAAGCGAUUCUCGACCCUCACCCUACGCAAAUGUUUGCUCGACUCGCUCCUGCGCCGGCGGAUGUCAUUUGGAAGAAUACGUAUCUGUCUCGCCCACGCCGAAUGACCCAGUCAUGGUCGAUUACUAUUGCCAUUGGUUUCCUCACUGUUUUCUGGUCUGUGCUUUUGGUUCCCAUUGCCUCGCUGCUAGAUCUGGAGACUCUCCGUAAGAUUGUGCCUCAGCUCGCGGAAUUCCUUGAGGAGCAUCCGAUUUUGAAGUCCUUGGUCCAGACUGGUUUGCCUACUCUUGCAUUCUCGCUGUUGACUGUUGCCGUUCCUUAUGUCUACGAGUGGCUCUCAAACAAUCAAGGAAUGGUUUCGCGUGGUGAUGUUGAACUGUCGGUUAUUUCCAAGAACUUCUUCUUCUCGUUCUUCAACCUUUUCCUUCUGUUCACGGUGUUUGGCACAGCGAGUGGUUUCUAUGGCUUCUGGGAGAAUCUCCGGGAUGCAUUCAAAGAUUCCACCACAAUUGCAUUUGCAUUGGCGAAAUCCCUCGAGGGUCUCGCCCCAUUCUACAUCAAUCUGUUGAUUCUUCAGGGCUUGGGUCUAUUUCCGUUCCGACUGCUCGAGUUUGGUAGCGUUGCCCUUUACCCAUUCCAGUUCCUUUCCGCUCGCACGCCUCGUGAAUACGCCGAACUGGCCACUCCCCCCAAGUUCAGCUAUGGGUUCUCAAUCCCCCAGACCAUCCUCAUCUUGGUCAUCUGUGUGGUGUACAGUGUCUUCCCCAGCUCGUGGCUGAUCUGCCUCUUCGGUCUCAUCUACUUCACGAUCGGAAAAUUCAUCUAUAAAUACCAACUCCUCUACGCCAUGGACCACCAACAGCACUCCACCGGCCGUGCCUGGCCGAUGAUCUGCAAUCGUGUAUUCGUCGGACUCCUCAUCCACCAACUGGCCAUGAUCGGCGUCCUGGCCCUCCGCCGCGCCAUCACCCGCUCGCUCCUCCUCGUGCCCCUUCUCGGUUUCACGGUCUGGUUCUCGUAUUGGUUCGGUCGGACUUACGAACCCCUGAUGAAGUUUAUCGCUCUCAAGAGCAUCAACCGAGACCAACCGGGCGGUGGCGACCUUUCCCCCUCGCCUUCUUCGACGUUCUCACCGCCAUCAGGUCUCGAUCGCGACAGUCUCCCGAUCCGCAUUGGCGGCCAGGAUCUCGAGUUGCGGCUGAGGAAGUACGUCAACCCGAGCCUGAUCGUCCCACUGCAUGAUGCCUGGCUUCCUGGUCGCGCCACUCGAGGCAAUGGUGCGUCGGCCUUUGAGGCUCACCAGACGCCCAACGUUUGA